AUGGCUGCGAAGGGACAAACAGAGGCCACCUGUAAUCUUGGAAAUACCAACAAGAUUGCCGAUAAAGUUGGGGAGAGGACAGAAGAAGAAAAAGAGAAUAGUACUAUUGGCGACGCCUAUGUUAACUUUCAAGAUUUCCAGAAAACCAUAGAGUACCAUGAACGUCACCUCAAAAUUUCCAAAGACGUGGGAGACAGGGCAGGAGAAGGAAAAGCGUACGGUAAUCUUGGCAACGCCUAUCACGCUCGUGAAGAUUUCCAGAAAGCCAUAGAGUACCAUGAGAGACACCUCAAAAUUUCCAAAGAAGUGGGAGACAGGGUAGGAGAAGGAAUCGCCUACUGUAAUCUUGGCAACGCCUAUGACAGUCUUGGAGAUUUCCAGAAAGCCAUCGAGUACCAUGAACGAGACCUCAAAAUUUCCAAAGAAGUGGGCGACAGGCUAGGAGAAGGAAAAGCGUACGGUAAUCUUGGUAACGCCCAUGACAGUCUUGGAGAUUUCCAAAAAGCUAUAGAGUACCAUGAACGAGACCUCAAAAUUUCCAAAGAAGUGGGAGACAGGGUAGGAGAAGGAAUCGCCUACUGUAAUCUUGGCAACGCCUAUGACAGUCUUGGAGAUUUACAGAAAGCCAUCGAGUACCAUGAACGAGACCUCAAAAUUUCCAAAGAAGUGGGCGACAGGGUAGGAGAAGGAAAAGCGUACGGUAAUCUUGGUAACGCCCAUGACAGUCUUGGAGAUUUCCAAAAAGCUAUAGAGUACCAUGAACGACACCUCAAAAUUUCCAAAGAAGUGGGAGACAGGGUAGGAGAAGGAAAAGCGUACUGUAAUCUUGGCAACGCCUGUCACGGUCUUGGACAUGUCCAGAAAGCCAUAGAGUACCAUGAACGACACCUCAAAAUUUCCAAAGACGUGGGAGACAGGGCAGGAGAAGGAAAAGCGUACUGUAAUCUUGGCAACGCGUAUCACGGUCUUGGACAUUUCCAGAAAGCCAUAGAGUACCAUGAACGACACCUCAAAAUUUCCAAAGAAGUGAGAGACAGGGCAGGAGAAGGAAAAGCGUACUGUAAUCUUGGCUACGCCUGUCGGAGUCUUGGAGAUUUCCAGAAAGCCAUAGAGUACCAUGAACGAGACCUCAAACUUUCCAAAGAAGUGGGAGACAGAGCAGGAGAAGGAAAAGCGUACAGUAAUCUUGGAAACGCUUUUAGAAAUCUUGGAGACUUCCAAAAAGCUAUAGAUUACCAUGAACGACACCUCAAAAUAUCCAAAGAAGUGGGAGACAGGGUAGGAGAAGGAAAAGCGUACUGUAAUCUUGGCAACGCCUGUCACGGUCUUGGACAUUUCCAGAAAGCCAUAGAGUACCAUGAACGACACCUCAAAAUUUCCAAAGAAGUGGGAGACAGGGCAGGAGAAGGAAAAGCGUACUGUAAUCUUGGCAACGCCUAUCACAGUCUUGGAGAUUUCCAGAAAGCCAUAGAGUACCAUGAACGACACCUCAAAAUUUCCAAAGAAGUGGGAGACAGGGCAGGAGAAGGAAAAGCGUACUGUAAUCUUGGCAACGCCUAUCACAGUCUUGGAGAUUUCCAGAAAGCCAUAGAGUACCAUGAACGACACCUCAAAAUUUCCAAAGAAGUGGGAGACAGGGCAGGAGAAGGAAAAGCGUACUGUAAUCUUGGCAACGCCUAUCACAGUCUUGGAGAUUUCCAGAAAGCCAUAGAGUACCAUGAACGACACCUCAAAAUUUCCAAAGAAGUGGGAGACAGGGCAGGAGAAGGAAAAGCGUACUGUAAUCUUGGCAACGCCUAUCACAGUCUUGGAGAUUUCCAGAAAGCCAUAGAGUACCAUGAACGACACCUCAAAAUUUCCAAAGAAGUGGGAGACAGGGCAGGAGAAGGAAAAGCGUACUGUAAUCUUGGCAACGCCUAUCACAGUCUUGGAGAUUUCCAGAAAGCCAUAGAGUACCAUGAACGACACCUCAAAAUUUCCAAAGAAGUGGGAGACAGGGCAGGAGAAGGAAAAGCGUACUGUAAUCUUGGCAACGCCUAUCACAGUCUUGGAGAUUUCCAGAAAGCCAUAGAGUACCAUGAACGACACCUCAAAAUUUCCAAAGAAGUGGGAGACAGGGCGGGAGAAGGAAGAGCGUACUGUAAUCUUGGUAACGCCUAUUACAGUCUUGGAGAUUUCCAGAAAGCCAUAGAGUACCAUGAACGAGACCUCAAAAUUUCCAAAGAAGUGGGAGACAGGGCAGGAGAAGGAAUAGCGUACUGUAAUCUUGGCAACGCCUAUCACAGUCUUGGACAUUUCCAGAAAGCCAUAGAGUACCAUGAACGAGACCUCAAAAUUUCCAAAAAAGUGGGAGACAGGGCAGGAGAAGGAAAAGCGUACAGUAACCUUGGAAACUCUUUUAGAAAUCUUGGAGACUUCCAAAAAGCUAUAGCGUACCAUGAACGAGACCUCAAAAUUUCUAAAGAAGUGGGAGACAGGGCAGGAGAAGGAAAAGCGUACGGUAAUCUUGGCAACGCCUAUUACAGUCUUGGAGAUUUCGAGAAAGCCAUAGAGUACCAUGAACGACACCUCAAAAUUUCCAAACAAGUGGGGGACAGGGCAGGAGAAGGAAUUGUGUACGGUAAUCUUGGCAACGCCUAUUACAGUCUUGGAGAUUUCCAGAAAGCCAUAGAGUACCAUGAACGACACCUCAAAAUUUCCAAACAAGUGGGGGACAGGGCAGGAGAAGGAAAAGCUUACGGUAAUCUUGGCAACGCCUAUCACAGUCUUGGAGAUUUCCAGAAAGCCAUAGAGUACCUUGAACGACACCUCAAAAUUUCCAAAGAAGUGGGUGACAGGGAAGGAGAAGGAAACGCGUACUGUAAUCUUGGCAACGCCUAUCACAGUCUUGGAGAUUUCCAGACAGCCAUUUACUAUUAUAAAAACAGUGCCAUUGCCUUCGACUAUAUCAGGGGAAAUCUCAUAUCUAAUGACGAAUGGAAAAUUAGUCUUGGUAGUACUUAUAAUCAUAUUAAUUUGAAGCUAUGGGGGCUGCAGUUUAAGGAAGGUAAAGUCAUCGAGGCACUUUUAACUGCUGAUCAUGGACGUGCCCAAGCUUUAAAUGAUCUUCUGGAGUUCAAGUAUGGGUUUAAAGGGUUAUCUCCAGAAAUAGGAACACUCUCUGCAACAACACCUGACGUUCUUAGUUACCUACCAUCAAAUACGGCUUUUAUAGGUAUCAACGAGGAAGGAAUAGUUCUCUGGGUGAACGAGAAAGGAAACGAAAUCAAAACUAGAAAAACUCAGAUCGAUGUCUCCGUCAAAACCUAUUUUCAGUCUCUACUGGAGACUGCACUUGAAAAAAUAGGUGUGAGAGCUGAUGUUAACUGUGAAGAUCGCUCAUUAAGGAACCCAAGCGAUAAGAAGUUAGCGGAAAAAAAAUCCAGUAAGCCAAGGUCUUAUUCCUCAUCUUUUGAGACAAAAUCAUUACAAACAUUUUACAAAGUUGUUAUGGACCCUAUAAGAGACUUACUCCACAGCGAUGAGGUUGUGAUUGUUCCACAAGGACCUCUGUGUUUGGCCCCUUAUGCUGCUUUCAUUGACUUGAACUCAAAGUACCUCUGCGAAACUUUUAGAAUUCGCCUACUUCCCUCACUUUCUAGUCUGCGAUUAAUCCAAAAUUGUCCAGCAGGUUGGCACAGCAAGACUGGCGCUCUUCUCGUGGGCGAUCCGUGGGUACAGGAGGUGGUUUAUGAAGGAAUGAGGCUAAAGCAGUUAGCGUGGGCCGAAAAGGAAGUGCAGAUGAUUGGGGAAAUACUUCAAACUGAACCUCUCGUUGGAAAGCAGGCAACAAAAGAUGAAGUCUUAACGCGUAUCUCGUCGGUUUCUUUGGUGCACAUUGCUGCUCACGGUAAAAUGGAAACAGGAGAAAUUGCCUUGGCCCCAAACACAACACGUUCAUCUUUGAAUCCAGCAAGGGAGGACUAUCUCUUAACUAUGAAAGAUGUUUUAAAGGCGCAGAUUAGGGCAAGACUUGUUGUACUUAGUUGUUGUCAUAGUGCCCGGGGAGAAGUCAAAUCUGAGGGUGUGGUCGGUAUUGCACGGGCAUUUUUGGGUGCUGGUGCUCGCUCUGUUCUGGUGUCCCUUUGGGCGAUCGAGGACGAAGCUACUAUGGAGUUCAUGAAAGUUUUCUACCAACAACUAGUCCAUGGACGAAGUGCCAGUGAGGCUCUGAAUAAAGCCAUGAAAUCCAUGGGAGAAUCUGACCGCUUUAACGCAGUGAAGUACUGGGCGCCGUUUGUUCUCAUUGGUGACGACGUAACGUUCGAGUUUGAGGGCAUCCAAUAA
Molecule: messenger RNA, 4326 nt
Organism: Porites evermanni
Lineage: Eukaryota; Metazoa; Cnidaria; Anthozoa; Scleractinia; Poritidae
Source: the annotation of a GenBank genome assembly